UCUUUUAUUGUCAUGUGCAGUGGAGAUGGAAGCGUGACUCCGAUUGAAACAGUUUCGCACUUCGUAGCUUCAUUCCUUUCGUGCAUAAACAUCAUUCGGCGGUAUGUUGCGUGUGCUGAGGAAAUUUCAACACUUCCGGUGUUUCUCAUCCGCGGCUUUGCCAGCACCAGAUGUAAAUCCGCCGAUUUUAUAUACUGGCAUAUUUAUCAAUAAUGACUGGCAUAAAGCUAAAAGUGAAAAGACAUUUCCCACCAUCAAUCCUGCUACUGGCGAAGUAAUUGCCGAAGUACAAGAAGGUGAUAGCGCGGACAUUAAUUUUGCUGUACAAGCUGCUAAUAAGGCUUUUAAAAGGAAUUCACCAUGGAGAACUAUGGACGCAUCUGAGCGAGGAGUUCUUUUAAAUAAAUUAGCAGAUUUGAUAGAACGUGACCAUAAAUAUCUUGCGUCUUUAGAAACUUUAGAUAACGGCAAACCUUACUCAUCUGCAUACCAUGUAGAUGUUCCCUUUAGUAUUCAAGUGCUAAGAUAUUAUGCAGGAUGGGCUGACAAGAAUCAUGGAAAAGUUAUACCAGCUGAUGGAAAAGUUUUUGCAUAUACUAGACACGAGCCAGUAGGAGUAUGUGGUCAAAUUAUUCCAUGGAACUUUCCAAUGUUGAUGAUGGCUUGGAAAAUAGGACCAGCUUUAGCUACAGGAAACGUUGUCGUUUUAAAACCUGCAGAACAGACUCCGUUAACAGCACUUUAUAUAGCACAAUUGACCAAAGAAGCCGGAUUUCCUGACGGAGUAGUCAAUGUUGUUCCCGGUUUUGGUAAAACUGGAGCAGCAUUAGUAACUCAUGAUAAAGUUGAUAAAAUCGCAUUUACGGGAUCUACAGAAGUUGGACAGUUAAUAAGUCAAAAUGCUGCUAUACACAAAUUAAAAAGAACUACAUUAGAAUUAGGUGGAAAAUCUCCUAAUAUUAUUCUUAAGGAUGUCGAUUUAAAUCAGGCAGUAGAAGCAGCACAUUUUGGAUUAUUUUUUAAUAUGGGUCAAUGUUGCUGCGCAGGAUCUAGAACUUUUGUUCAAGCAAAUAUUUAUGAUGAGUUUGUAGAAAAAAGUGCGCUUCGCGCCAAAUCUAGGACCGUGGGAGAUCCAUUUGAUUUGAAAAUAGAACAAGGCCCACAGAUUGACGAACAGCAAGUAAACAAAAUUAUGGAUUUGAUAAAAUCCGGUAAAGAACAAGGUGCUAGUUUAGUAACAGGUGGUGAACGCAUUGGCGAUAAAGGAUACUUUGUCGCUCCAACAGUAUUUGCAGAUGUUAAAGAUGAUAUGACUAUAGCUAAGGAAGAAAUAUUUGGUCCGGUUCAGCAGAUCUUAAAGUUCGAUGAUUUGGACGAAGUUAUUGAACGUGCUAAUAACACCGAUUAUGGAUUAGCUGCUGCAGUCUUCACAAAAGAUAUUGACAAAGCAAAUUAUAUAACGCAGGGUCUUCGUGCUGGUACUGUAUGGGUCAAUACGUACAAUGCUAUUAUUUCUCAAGUUCCAUUUGGUGGUUAUAAAAUGUCUGGACAUGGAAGAGAACUCGGAGAAUAUGGUCUUCAGGCGUAUACAGAGGUAAAAAGUGUAAUCGUUCAAAUGAAUGAGAAAAAUUCGUAAAAACUGUACUAAUGUCUCUGCGCAACAAUUUUUUAAAGACAACCAUUGUUUUACUUAAAGAAAAUUUUUUACAUAAUUCUAAGAUGUAUUUUAGGUUUUAACUAUUUUUCAUAGAAUAUAUUUUUGCUACAGAAA
Nylanderia fulva is the source of this 1771-nucleotide messenger RNA. It is a transcript of the gene Aldh, whose product is annotated as Aldehyde dehydrogenase. The record is from RefSeq and is a predicted model, not a curated record. Gene Ontology annotation, molecular function: oxidoreductase activity, acting on the aldehyde or oxo group of donors, NAD or NADP as acceptor. NCBI's taxonomy places the organism in Eukaryota, Metazoa, Arthropoda, Insecta, Hymenoptera, Formicidae.